CGCGAAUUCUCGACUUUAGCUUUAGUAGGGUCGCGCAGUUCGACCCCGCGACGUGACCGAGCAAGGGGAUUGCGUUUCUUUCUUGCCGUCUUCUCCGUUGAUUCGCCGCGCCCGAAACUUUCCCCGUAAAUACGACGCGUUGAAUUCGUCGAAACACUCUGGUGAAUACGGGGAGAGAAAACACUGCGAGGGAUUACGGGUGUCAUUGAAUUCGGUGUACCACCGUACCACGAACGCGUGGGAAUAAAUACUAUAUCGAGACGGUUCGAAAGCCGGCGUUUCGUUCGAAGAGAAUUAGCUUUGAUCGUUAGUUAUUAGUUUCCGAUAAUUGAAUGAUAGAUGCAUUAUUCAUGGGAUAUAGGUAGCGGGUCAGCUAUACCGCCGUGUAAAUAUUGUGUCAGCAAAUGUUGUGCCGGUAAUUAAUUGAGUCGGAAAGUAUAGGUGAUCGGUGUAACACAAUACUGGUCCGGGGUUCGUUAAUGAAUCGAGAAAAUAGCCGGAUCGUCACGUAAAAUCUGGCGGAUAACAGCUGCCCGCGUGUAUAAACCGGUGUAACAAUGUAUGUUAUUUUCGGUGUGUCGAACACCGCGUUCAACACGGACUCCACGGUGCCAUAAGUUUCGGAUGUCCUCGUGUUUAAUUAGAACGUCAUACCAUAGAUGUAUUCAUCGGUGUUCUCGUUUAGUUGUAAUUAAUUAAUUGGAGUAAUACCUAAUUAAAUAUAAGAAAAAAAAAAAAAAAAAAAGGAAAGGAAAAUAUAUACAUUGGUACGGUAUGAAUAAAUAAAAGCAAACGCGUGUAAUAUUUAAAGAUUCGCGCUAAUUAAGCCACCGUUAAUUAAUCGAGUGUUUUGUUGUUGUUGUUGUUAUUAUUAUUGUAUUAUUUAACGUACGAGUCGAGGCGGGCGAGGAAAUUGAAAUUUCUAAAUUGGCUGUUACGUGGAAGUGAAGUUACGCAAUUGAAUUAACAAUCGAGGAUCGUUAAACAAACGGCAGUGCGCGAUCCACCCCACCACCCCCCCCAUCUACACAAAUGAAACGCGUCUCAAUAAUAUAAUAAUGAAGAAUGUAACUUUGAAGACCAUUUUUUUCCCAGUUCUUCUAACGGCCAUUCAAUUCGUCCAAUUAAUUUACGCCGGUAGUUGCAAGGAGGCGAAACUUUGCUGUUCGGGGAGGGACUCGGCGUGCGUCGUCCAGAAAACUUCACCCAACGCCAUAAUUGAAGGACCCCAAGAUAAGCCGUGUUACUGCGAUCACGCUUGCUUGAAAUUGGGCGACUGCUGUAACGACUUCAAGGAUAGCUGCGGAGUCGUUGACUGUGCGGUCUCGGAGUGGAGUCAGUGGUCGGUUUGCGACAGCAAAUGCGGACCAGGUAGCCAAACCAGAUCAAGAAUCAUCGUGAACGCCGAUAAAAAUGGAGGAAAACACUGUCCCCAGUUGGAAGAAAGCAGAGGUUGUCAGAGCAGCGACGAUUGUCAUCGACGGAAUUACAGCGCUGCUCUGAAAGAAGUCGCUUUGCUGUUGCCGAAAAAUUUGGACGGACUGCCGGAGCGGAGCGACGAAAACACCGUUUCCGAGAGCUACUGCGUCGUUUUCAAGGUCAUAAGAGCUACCAAAGCAUGUUGCAAGGAUCCUUCUUUGGCGAAACUGAACGCGGGUUCUCAAGUCUGCGUGCGUUGUCAGGCUCGUGCCUUACGCCGUGUUCUGGAUUGGCGAUGUCAGGGCGACGGGGAAUCGGACGGUGACAGGUGGAGCAUUUUGUCAUCGGCGCAUUGUCACGGCAAGUGGAUCCGCACCUUGAAAACCGGUCCGAAAUGCGACGCCGCGGAGUGCCAACCCCAAGCCCUAUUCCUUUUUGUUUGAAAUGGAAACGGAGUCGACGCUUUUCCGGAGCCACGGCGAAGCUCCGACUGGACGCGGGUGUCUUCGGGAAUAAAAUUUAAUCACCUUACCGGACAUGUCCGCGGCGUAGAAGCCCCUGUUUCGAUCGGCUGAUCACCCCCCUCCCCCUGUACAUAUAAAACCUGCUUUCAAGUACCAUUUCAACUUAAAGUUAUUAUACGUUUAAGAGAAGUAUAAGGAGCGUAAUCAAUUAGCUGGUUGGCUUAUGCCGGCGUAGGUUUCACCCAGACAUAUCCCCCCUGGGAGUUGCGAGAUCCUAAAGCUGAUUUCGUUUAGCCGUAAUACCUAUUGCUACCGGGUAGUUUCUUGGACGAGUAUUUCCAUGGAACUUUAUGUGUAAUUGGCCUCCCUGAUGACGCUUCAGUGGAUUGUACAUAAAAUCACACAUACAUAUAUAUACAUUGUAUACUUAUGUUAGUAUGUACCAUUCAUAUAUACAGUAACCUAAUAUCCCUAUAGAUACUUACGCAUACGUUGUUAAUUAAAACUUAAGAAUUAGUUGUAACGAUACUGAUUGUAAUAUUCUCUAUAAAUGCAUAAUAAAAAUUAUUUUAGACACUGUGACCACAUA
Athalia rosae (coleseed sawfly) is the source of this 2472-nucleotide messenger RNA. RefSeq names its product somatomedin-B and thrombospondin type-1 domain-containing protein-like. The record is from RefSeq and is a predicted model, not a curated record. Bases 1059 to 1862 code for a protein of 267 amino acids. Lineage: Eukaryota; Metazoa; Arthropoda; Insecta; Hymenoptera; Athaliidae. The transcript is spliced from 5 exons.